AUGAUUUGUGGUGAGAUUGGUGGUCGAAGGUUUUGUUUACUUGUUGACGAAGCACGGGAUGAGUCUCAUAAAGAGCAAAUGUCUCUUGUUUUGAGAUUUGUUAAUAAAGAGGGCUUCAUUAUAGAGCAUUUUUUUGGAAUUGUUCAUGUACAUGACACUACAACACAAACGCUCAAGGACGAAAUCUAUUCUCUGUUGUCACAUUACAACCUUGAUGUCAAGUCUAUUCGUGGACAAGGGUAUGAUGGUGCAAGCAAYAUGCRRGGUCARUUYAAAGGUUUGCAAGCCUUGAUUUUAGAAGAUUGUAAAUACGCAUAUUAUGUUCACUGUCUUGCUCAUCGGCUGCAAUUGGCAUUAAUGGCCGCCUCUCAAGGAGUUAUCGCACUGCGUAAUUUUUUUGUAACGUUGUCUUUUGUUGUCAAUGUUGUUAGUGCUUCUUUUAAACGCACCGACCAACUACGAGAUGCACAAGUCAAGCAAAUAGCAUACUUGAUUUCUGUUGAUGAAUUGGAGACCGGUAGAGGUCUCAAUCAAAUAGGUACAUUACAACGAGCAGGAGAUACUAGAUGGAGUUCUCAUCUCAGAUCAGUUUCUAGCCUAAUCAAGAUGUUCAGUCCCACUUGUGAGGUUUUGCUCAAAAUUUUUAAGGAAGAAACUGGGCCGAUCAAAGGAGAUUCAGAUUCGACGUAUGAGGCUAUAACGACAUUUGAGUUCAUAUUUGUCUUGCAUCUUGAAAGAGAAAUAAUGGAGAUCACUGAUUUACUCUGUCAAGCAUUACAAAGAAAAGAUCAAGACAUUUUUAACUCAUUGAGGUUAGUUGCAUCUACCAAAUUGUUAUUGCAUCUAAUGGAAGAUGAAAUCUGGGAUGCUUUGCUUUGCCUUGUUAAGUCAUUUUGUCAGGUACGUAACAUAGAUAUUCCUGACUUGUCUUCUUCCUACUUUAGCAGAGGCAAUCGAGCUCGUAAUGAGCAUAGUGGUCAUACACUUGAGCAUAAUUACCGAGUGGAUAUCUUUUAUGAAGCAAUUAAUUGUCAAUUAAUGGAAUUAGAUCAUCGUUUCAGUGAUGGUUCCAUGGAGAUGCUUCGUCUUGCUUCAACUCUAGAUCCUAAAAAUGCAUAUGACACUUUUAGAAGUCUUGAUGUACGACAACUAGUAGAGAAGUUUUAUCCUGAAGAUUUCGGUGAUCAUGAGAAAACAAUUCUGAAAAUGCAACUUCAACAUUAUGUUAUUAAUGUCGUUUAA
Cynara cardunculus var. scolymus (artichoke) is the source of this 1242-nucleotide messenger RNA. Its product is annotated as zinc finger MYM-type protein 1-like. The transcript has 2 exons. The coding region runs from base 1 to 1242 and encodes 413 amino acids. The record is from RefSeq and is a predicted model, not a curated record. Lineage: Eukaryota; Viridiplantae; Streptophyta; Magnoliopsida; Asterales; Asteraceae.